This is a messenger RNA of Mustela lutreola (European mink), 5518 nucleotides long. Its product is annotated as interstitial collagenase-like. Gene Ontology annotation, biological process: collagen catabolic process; extracellular matrix organization; proteolysis. Lineage: Eukaryota; Metazoa; Chordata; Mammalia; Carnivora; Mustelidae. The coding region runs from base 604 to 1815 and encodes 403 amino acids. Gene Ontology annotation, cellular component: extracellular matrix. The transcript is spliced from 14 exons. Gene Ontology annotation, molecular function: metalloendopeptidase activity; zinc ion binding. The record is from RefSeq and is a predicted model, not a curated record.
ACCUCUCUUCAGUACGUUGUCUCUGUCCACCAAAUAGGGCGCCGCUCCCCUCUGGUCGAGCUGCCCUCGUUCCUGGGCCGCACAGAGUCAGGCGCCGUGGGAAGGAGCAAGGAAUCCCACGACUGGCUGAGACCCGUGAAGGUGGGAGGUGGCUAACCCCAACCUCACACCCCGCCAUGCGGGUGGGGUGGGGGGCAGAUGGGACGGAGAGCCGGCAGCGUCAGUGUUUUCCACCUCGAACGAUGGGAGGCACAUCCUCUCGUUGGCCGUGUCCUCUGAACUCUGCCCGUGCCGUGUGCGUAGAGACAGCGCAGUAAGGGCUUCGGCUGAAGAGUGGCAGAGGGGACAGUCCUCACCAUUGUCUGACCACACGCCGGUGCUCACGUUCCCCACCUUGCUGUCCUCCUACCUGCCUGACCUGCAGAAGACCUGUCACCCCGCCAUGCCUGGGUCAUUGUCCACCUUGUCCAUGAGAUCCUCCCGCACAGAAGCAUCUCCCAAUAGGGACCGAACUACCUGCGGAAAUACUACCACCUGAGGACUGGAACCAGCAAGCCCGGCAGGCAGAGGAGCAGCAGUCUGGUGACUGAGAAGCUGAAGCAGAUGCAGGCGUUCUAUGGGCUAAAGGUGACGGGGAAGGUGGACGCCGACACCCUGGCUUUGAUGAGGCAGCCCCGAUGUGGGGUGCCCGACGUGGCUCCAUACGCCCUCGGUGAGAAGACCCUCCGCUGGGAGCACACCCACCUGACCUACAGGCUUGAAAAUUACACACCAGAUUUGCUGAGAGCAGACGUGGACAGAGUGAUUGACAGAGCCUUUCAGCUCUGGAGUAAUGCCUCUGCCCUGACCUUCACCAGGGUCUUUGAGGGCCAAGCGGACAUAAUGAUAUCCUUUGUCAGGGGAGAUCACAACGACAACAACCCCUUCGGCGGACCUGAAAACAUUAUUGCUCACGCCUUCCCACCGGGAGAAGGCAUUGGAGGAGAUGUUCAUUUUGAUGAAGAGAAAAGAUGGACCAAGGAUUUCAGAGAUUUCAACUUGUACCACGUCGCAGCACAUGAAGUGGGCCAUUCCCUCGGACUGUUGCACGACGGUGACAUUGAGUCCCUGAUGUUCUCCAGCUACAACUACUAUGGGGAUAAUCUGCUGACUCAGAGGGACAUCGAUGCCAUUCAGGCCCUCUACGGACCUUCCAAAAAUCCCAUCCAGCCAAGAGAACGUCAAGUACCACAAGCCUGUGAAAGCAAGUUAACAUUUGAUGCUAUUACCGAAAUUCGUGGAGAAUUGUACUUCUUUAAAAACAGGUUCUUCCUACGCACAAGACCCUUCUACAAAACAGGGGAGCUCGGUGCCAUCACUGACUUCUGGGUCCCGCUGUCAAGAGGAAUUGACGCUGCUUACGAGGUUGCUAGCAGAGACGAAGUCUUCUUUUUUAAAGAUAGUAAAGUCUGGGCCUUCAAUGCAGUUAAGAUGAGGCGAGGCUACCCCAAGGACAUUUACCACUCCCUGGGCUUCCCGCACACAGUGAAGAGCAUCGAUGCUGCUGUUCACGAAGAGGAGACCGGGAAGACGUACUUCUUUGUCGCCAGCAAGUACUGGAGGUAUGAUGAAAACACACGGUCUAUGGAUACAGGUUUUCCCAAAGAAAUAGCUCAUGGGUUUCCUGGAAUCGGCAAAAAAGUUGACGCUGUCUUCCAAGAAAGAGGAUUUUUCUAUUUCUUUCGUGGAAAAAGACAGUACAAAUUUGAUCCUCACACAAAGCGAAUUUUGACUAUCCUGAAUAUCAACAGCUGGUUCAACUGUAGAAAUAAAUGAAGCCUGACUCUCCCCAAGGAGAAAAGAAAAAGCAAUACUCCUCAUGAGCUCCGGGGAGGUGCUUUCCUUCAGCGCUUGACAUUCACCUCUCGGCAAUGCAGAGACGCGGACGCUCUGGCGCCAUCUUGUUAAAGCUCGGCCUGGCCGCAGCCUGCGUUCCUGAGACGGCCUGGCCUCCCGGACUCUCACUAUUUAGCUAGCAUUAAGGGAGUGCUGAGGUCAUAGUCUAUCCUCGGGCUUCCACAGUGGAAAGCUUUCUGUCCCUAUUCUCUGCUGUUUGAAGGGAUUAGACGUCUCAUAAUAACCACCUCCUCAAAUGUUCUGUCUCUGAGUAGGGGAAUUCACAGUGCAAGUGCGUGGGAAGGUAGCACGUACGGAAUUUCUAGCACUUCCCAUGGCAUACGCGUUACGGGACAGGAAGCGGCUGGUUACUGACCUUCUCUUAUUUCCAUUUCAAACUAGGCCUUUAAGUCAAAUAGUGGAAGGGACUGGGGUGCCUGGCCGGUUCCGUUGGUGGAGUGCAAGACUCUGGGUCUUUGGGUUGUGAGUUCAAGCUCCGUGUCGGGCGCAGAGCUUACUUUAAAAAAGAAAAAGAAAAAAUAAAAAUGAGCCACUUAAAAAAAAAUGAUGAUGAUAAUGGAAGAGACUUAUUGAGGUUUGGCUAGGUCCUGGUGGGAGCACCGGGUGAAAACUUCUCAGCUGUUCUCCGGGCUAGCUCCAUCAAGUUUGGAGCUCAUCCCUGAAGAUCAGCCUGAUGGUCUUGUCCCCCAGGGAGUUUCCCUCCAGAACACCCGGGGGUUCCAGGCUGUGUUGUGCAGGCAGACGUUUACAGGGCCUCGCUCAUGCUGCUGAGGUAGAAUGACUGUGAGGCAAAUCGUCUCUUUGGCUCAUACUUAUCAUGUCUCAUGGGUUUUCUGGUGGAGCUCUGGGGUUAAGAGUCCCUUGAUUUUAGAGUGAAUGAUUUGUGUACUGUGUGUUGUUGACUAUUAUUUUUAUUCUGUUUGCCAUGAGAAUAAAUGCACGCUGAGAAGCUCUGGGCAAGAUGCCAAGUCAGGUGUGUGAGCUCCUUCCUUUGAACCAAAGCCACAGAAAGAGAGCAUGUUCCUUCAGUGUGUAUGGAGAAGCCGAGUCACCGUCCCGUUGACACUGCAGAGACCACACGGCUGCCUAUAUCACUGGCACCUGGUCCACACAGUACUGAAGUCUGGCCAAGAAGCAGGAUGAGAGGAAUAACAAUGGCAAAGAAGGCGCUUUGGAUUCAUCAGCAAAAUAUCAAGAGCUGUGUUUGUGGGGAUUUCCGCUCAGGGAAGACAGACAAAGAGUAAAUACAAUCAACAGAGCAUGCGGGAAGACGGCGACGUUCCGGGGACGCACCCAGGCAAACGGUGAUGCGUCCGGACUUUGGGGUGCAUCCCCACCCCCCAUAGGCGGUACAGCUGCCCUCCUCUGUCCCCUGAACUCCCUGAGAAGCUGCUCAGCAGGGACAAAGUUCCGUGGGCUGGUGCGCGGUCCUGUGGCCUCCGGAUGGGUCUGAGCCACGGUGGGACACGCCAUGCAGGAAGCCCGUUCGACCACAUGUGGCCUGUCCGUCACCUUAUAAAACUGUGACUCAUGAUGGGACAUUAAGAAGGUGAAUUUAAGGGCAUGGAGGACGACCCUGAUGUGGAGGGACUCCGGCCCUUCGGGGAGCUUUCUCCGUCUGUGUUCUCGCCUGGGCAAGCCGCACCCAAGGAGUGCUGGCUGGUGAUGCCAAGGGGUCCCUCGAAGCUGCCUCGUUCCCUCCUGGCCGGUGGCCCGCGUGGUUUCUGCUCCGUAGGCCGCUGGCCACGCAGCUGCCCUGUGGACCCCGAGCGCCCCCUCCUGGCCUCGCAUGGCCCAGCCCAGCACCCGCUCAGCGCUGGGCAGGUCCCCAUCUCCCAGGACGUGGGUCACACCACUCGCCUGCCAGCCCAGCCUCGGGGCGUCUGAGUUGACACAGGAACACCAGUCCCGGACACUUCACCUGUAUCCAGGAACGAGCUUUCAUCCCUACGAACACCUGCACGGAGACAUAAAAACGCUGACGGUGUUCGCCUCCACGGGGCAUCCCAUUCCCUUGUCAUCCUUCUGGGUGUUUGAAAUUGCUCUUUUUCACAGAAACGUGUGCAGGGCUGUAUUACUAGACUCUCACAUGACGUCUAAAGUAAGUCCUCGGAGGAGCACGUCGGUUUAUGAACUACUUGUCAUCCGCUGUCUCGGCGGAGCCCACGCCCUCCCGCGAGAGGGUCUCACAGCCACCGUCCAGCCGCUGGCCUACACCGCACGGGCUGUGGGCUGGGCACUUCCCAUGCCUGCCUCCCAGCGUCCCUGGGACGUGGGUACUGCUGUCCCCGCCGGGGCACUCGGGGAGACCGAGGUGUCAGGGGUGUGUGCCGGACCUCACAGCAGCGCGGUUCCUCGGGGAUGUACGCCUGCAGCGCGGAGGCCGUGGAGCUUGUCCAGGGUCAAGGGAGGAGCACAGAGGGUGACAGGUCCAGCCCAGGGCUCCAGACGUCAACCCCACGUGCGAAAGAGAAAGUGGCCGCCUGUGACCGCAGCCUUCUCAGGCUUCUCCGUCCCCAUGUCCUCGGCAAUCGCACUUGGGAAUCCGGGAGAAAGAUGACCUAGAAUAGUCCUCCGGUGACCUCAGCGUGAUGUUUAAAGCAGCAGCUCCUUGGGUGAAAGGUCAACCCCAGGCUGUGACCUUGUUGAGCUUUAAUGGAGACGGCUUCAGGUUAGAGUUACGAUAUAGGCCCCCCUAUCUCCUUACCUGACAUGCCUGUUGGCUGUGUGACCUUGGAUCAUUCACUUGACCUCUCUGAUCCUGUUCCUGCUUCAGACUCAGGAGACUUCCUGAAAGGGACUUCACAAAGGCACUUAGGACCACACCCGACUUACACCGGGUGUUGAGUAAAUAGUCCAGCAAUACCUGCUGGUGCUGAUAGUCAGAACGGGGACCACAGCAUGUGCAGGUAGCCCCGGGAUUCUGGAACAGGCAGACCGCAGACCCUCCGCACAUGUCCGGACCACCCUCUCCCUUCCCACCGAGAAUGACUGCCAGUCAUAGGCAGAGUAAGGACCCGGGGACCUCGUCCUACUCCCCGCAGCCUGUGAAUAGUUACUUCAUGGGGCAAAGGAGCCUGGGCAGGUGCAAUGGAGGUGGAGGACGCUGAGAGCAGAAGGGUGAUGCAGGUGCAGCCAAUGCAAUUGCACGAGCCCCGGCACGCGCAGGACGCCGCUGAUGGGAGACGGGGAGAUGCGACGGGAGACAACCUUCGCUGGCUUUGUCGCUAGAGGAGGGGCCGCAGCCCAGGCACGCCGGCCCCCCAGAAGCUGGAGACAGCAAGGAGCUGGUUCUCCCCCCAGAGCCUGGAGCGGGGCGCAGAGUCGUUGGGAACCUCAACUUCCGCUGGGGAGACCCAUACCCGACGUCCGCCUGCAGAACUGUGAGCCACCUCGUCCCAGCAGCCGCAGGAGGCUCAGGCCCAGGGCUGGCCAGCCACAGGGUGUAUGGCCUGUUUUUGUGGUAUUUCAGGUUAAAAAUAGAAGCCAGUUGGGAAGUGCUGGCGAGGCGAGAAAGAGCAGGGCCCGGUGGACUGUGCGGUGAGUGGCACGAACCCCUCGGAGGACGGCUUGGAGCCGGCGGGGCAGCACGAUGAGCCCCGGCUGCUGUGCACGGGGGGGG